Mytilus californianus (California mussel) is the source of this 1522-nucleotide messenger RNA. RefSeq names its product beta-1,4-N-acetylgalactosaminyltransferase bre-4-like. NCBI's taxonomy places the organism in Eukaryota, Metazoa, Mollusca, Bivalvia, Mytilida, Mytilidae. The transcript has 9 exons. Bases 190 to 1296 code for a protein of 368 amino acids. The record is from RefSeq and is a predicted model, not a curated record. Gene Ontology annotation, biological process: glycosphingolipid biosynthetic process; carbohydrate metabolic process. Gene Ontology annotation, molecular function: N-acetyl-beta-glucosaminyl-derivative 4-beta-N-acetylgalactosaminyltransferase activity.
AAGAGUGUGUGUGGUAAUUUGAUCAGCAGUCAAAACAGCAGCCAUGUUAUAAAUACUGUGUAAAUCAACUUCUCAACAAAUUAUACGGAGAAAACUUAAACUAAGGCGCAAAUGAUUAUUUCAGAUUAUGUUUUAAGGACAUACGAUUAUUGCGGCGACAACCAUGGACCAACAAAUUGAACGUAAACAAUGACAACAAGUUUUCUGAAGCAUGGUUUAAAUGCAAAGCAAAAUCUGCGGCAGCUAUUUCGAAAGUUCAGAGAUUUAUGUAAUCCACGUUGUAUAUCAAUUGUAGGACUUGUGUGUCUGAUUGUCCAGUUCUUGCUCUUAAUUCUGUAUGGCCAUACAAGAUGCGAAGGCGAAAUCUGUGUAACCGAAAGUAAAAAUAAUUCCUCUUUCUACAGAAUUUUUUUUUGGAACUGGAGAAAGAAAGAACCUCUCCUACCAUUAUGUCCAACUAUACCCCCUGACCUUUAUGGUUAUAUCAAACCUAGCACCGAAGUUUUAACUUGGGCUGAGCUCGAGUCUAAAUUCUUGAACCUGCGUUAUGGAGGGCGAUAUAAACCACGUAACUGCACAUCACGUCAUAGAGUGGCCAUCAUAGUACCAUUUAGAGAUCGUGAAAUACACCUGAAGAUUUUUCUAAAUAAUGUACAUCCUAUAUUGCAGAGACAACAGAUAGAUUAUGGAAUAUAUGUUGUAGAUCUAGAUUUAAAAGUUCAAUUUAACAGAGCUUUGCUGCUGAAUGUUGGCGUUUUAGAAUCUUUAAGAAUAUACGACUAUCAAUGCUUUAUAUUCCAUGACGUGGAUUUAUUGCCAGAAAAUGAUAAUAAUUUCUACAGUUGUCCAGAUAAUCCUAGACAUAUGUCUGUAGCCGUGAAUCGACUAAAGUACAAACUCCCGUAUGAUAAGAUCUUUGGAGGUGUAUCCGCUAUAUCGAAAGAAGACUUUUUCAAAGUCAAUGGUUACUCUAACAGAUAUUUUGGUUGGGGAGGAGAAGAUGAUGACAUGUUUAAUAGAAUUAACGCAAUGAACUUGACCACAACAAGAUAUCCUUCGGAUAUUGCUAGAUAUAUAAUGUUGCCGCAUGCCAAACAAGAAGAGAAUUUAGCCAGGUUUGAUAUAUUAAAGUCUGGGAAAGUGACUUUCAAGAGAGAUGGAAUAAAUACACUGAAAUACGAUAGACUGAUACUGGAUUUCCGUCGACUCUUUACAUAUAUAUUGGUCACUGUUAAUCAAACGGAAAUAGCUUCUGGGAGAGGCAUCAGAUACGAUGUAGAAACAGACCAGGGCUGACAAAAUAUUGCUGAGAUGACUGACCAGUAUAUAUGAUAUGGAGGAAUUAUAAUUAUAAUGUUAUACAAGAUUGAUCAGAAAGCUAUAUUGUGAUAUAUGUAAUUGACAUUCCAAUGAUGGGAACAAUACCGUGGCAUGUGUGUACAGAUAUGAACAUAAAUAAUUAUAAUGAUAAAAAAAUGUCAACAUAUUAAAUGUGUACACAACAAAAACUGCAUCCUUAUCC